This is a messenger RNA of Pelobates fuscus (common spadefoot toad), 5887 nucleotides long. RefSeq names its product caldesmon 1 (gene CALD1). The record is from RefSeq and is a predicted model, not a curated record. Gene Ontology annotation, cellular component: actin cytoskeleton. NCBI's taxonomy places the organism in Eukaryota, Metazoa, Chordata, Amphibia, Anura, Pelobatidae. Gene Ontology annotation, molecular function: calmodulin binding; actin binding; myosin binding. The coding region runs from base 322 to 2799 and encodes 825 amino acids. Gene Ontology annotation, biological process: angiogenesis; muscle contraction; actin filament bundle assembly. The transcript is spliced from 16 exons.
CCACUGGCUGUCAAUUGUAAACAUAGAGGAUAAAGAUUCAUUUAGCAUCAAUUUUAGGGAGUGGCUAAAACAAAGUCUGCAGUUUAAUGCAAUAGAGCUGUACAGAACAGAGAGCGCCUGUGCGUUUUGUGGGGUUGAGCUUUUUCUAAAAGCAGGCUGUUCUUUUAUCCUUCCAGCCUUUAAACACAGAGGUUUCACUUGGUUUGCUGGAUAAGUCGUCAGUUAUAUGUUUAUUUGCUGAGCUGCUGGUUCAUUUGAUUCAUAGGACACAGUCAGUGUUUGCCUUCAAAUUCCAAAUUUUGAAACUCUGAAGAGCUCGUCAUGGAUGACUUUGAACGUCGUAGAGAGCUCAGGAGACAGAAACGGGAGGAAAUGCGCCAAGAAGUAGAAAGAGUUACCUAUCAAAGAAAUGAUGAUGACGAGGAAGAAGCCGCAAGAGAACGCCGCCGUCGGGCUCGCCUUGAGAGACAGCGCUUGCAAAAGGAUGAUGUUGGUGAUGGGAACGUGACAGAAGUUAACUCUCAAAAUAGUAUAACAGUAGAGGAGACCAAAUCCACAAGCAUAACAAACAGUGAUAUUACCUUGGAUGAUGAAGCUGCUUUGUCGGACAGAUUGGCCAAACGAGAAGAGAGACGUCAAAAACGUAUGAAGGAGGCUCUGGAACGUCAAAAGGAAUUUGAUCCCACAAUAACCGAUGAAAGUCUAUCACUUAUAAAAAGUAACCGCAAUGGAGACAAUGAAGUUGAAGAAAAUGACACCUCUAUCAAUGACGAUGUAUCUGUGACUCGACGAACAAAAUAUGAAGUUGAAGAGAGUGAGACAGUGACCGUAUCCCAUGAUAAGAAUGAUGAGAAGGAAGAGCCACAAUUAGAAGUGGAAGAAGAAAAGACAGAUGAGCAGGAACAUGUAGAGGAAACACACUUAGAGGAAAAUCAGGUAGAAGUGACUUUUGAAGUAAAAAAUGUAUCCCAUGCAAGUAAGGCAUUUGAUUUAGGAACAGAUGGUGUAGGACGUGGUUUAGUAAUAAAUUUGCAAUUAGAAGCAGUGGAGAGGAAAGAAGAUGAUGAGAAAGAAAGGCAAGAAGCAGAAGAACGUAGAGCAGUGGAAGAAAGUGAGAGGGUUGAGGCUGAAAGGAGAGCAGCAGAAGAAAGGGACAGGAUUGAAGAAGAAGCCAGAAGGGAGGCAGCAGAGAGGGAAAGAAUUGAAGCAGAAAGAAAGGCAGCAGAGGAAAGGGAAAGGCUUGAAGCAGAAGCCAAAAGGGAAGCAGAGCAGAGGGAAAAAGAGAGAGCCAAAGCAGAGGAGCUAGAGAAGGAAAAACAACAAAAACAAGAGAGGAAGGCAGCAGAGGAAAGAGCUGAGGCUGAGAGAAAAGCAGAAGAAGAAAGGAUAAAGGCAGAGCAGAAAAAGGCACAAGAGGAGAGGGAAAGAUUAGAAGCAGAACAGAGGAAAGCAGCUGAGGAAAAAAGAAAGGCGGAGGAGAGGGAAAAGAAAAAAGCUGAGGAAAAAAAAGCUGCAGAGGAAAAAAAAGCGGCAGAAGAGAAGGCUAGGUUAGAUGCCAAAAAGAAGAAUGAAAAAGUAAAGACAGAAGAGAAAAAAGACAAAAAAGCUGAUGACAAACAGGUAAAAGAAAAGAGGGCGCAAGAGGAAAAGAUCCAGCCUGCAUUCCUGAGGAAACAGGGAGAAGACAAAGACUCUAAAUUUGAAGCUAAGAAGGAGAAAGAUGUGCACCCAAGAACUGGAUUUAAAAAAGAGGAGGUAAAGGAAGAGAAAAGAGGAUUCAAGGAAGAGGUGAAAACCAGCUGGGAACGCAAGAAAACUUUUCCAGAGACCAAAGUACAAAAUGGAGAAGGUCCCCACGAAGUCACUCCGAAGCUUAAGCAACUUGAGAAAUUUGGUGGUGCAAAAGCUUCGGCAAGCACAGAUGAAGCAGAUGCCGUAUCAAAGGUUGAAGCAGGAAAAAAGCUGGAAGAUUUACGUCGUCGCCGAGGUGAAACAGAGAGUGGAGAGUUUGAUAAGUUAAAACAGAAGCAGCAGGAAGCGACUGUGGAAUUGGAGGAACUGAAAAAGAAGAGGGAAGAACGUAGGAAACUUAUGGAGGAAGAGGAAAAAAGAAAGAAGCAGGAAGAGGCUGACCGAAAAGCCAGGGAGGAAGAAGAGAAGAAGAGGCUGAAAGAGGAAAUAGAGAAGAGAAGAGCAGAAGCUGCAGAAAAACGUCAGAAACUUCCAGACGAAGGUUUAUCAGAAGAGAAGAAACCAUUCAAGUGUUUUACUCCAAAAGGCUCAUAUCUAAAGAUUGAAGAGCGGGCAGAAUUUUUGAAUAAGUCAGCUCAAAAAAGUGUUAAAUCAAAUCAACCAGCAUCAGUUGUUGUGUCCAAGAUUGACAGCAGGCUGGAACAGUAUACUAGCGCCAUCGGGAGCAACAAAGGUGGAAAACCUGCAAAACCUGCACCUUCUGAUCUCCCGUUGCCAUCUGACGGUGUCCGUAAUAUAAAGAGCAAAUGGGAGACAGGGAAUGUCUUCUCUUCACCAGGAAAUGUAUUGUCACCAAACAAGGAAACGGCUGGCUUAAAAGUUGGCGUAUCAAGUCGUAUUAGUGAAUGGCUAACUAAAACUCCAGAUACAAGCAAAUCUCCUGCUGCAAAGCCUUCUGAUUUAAGACCUGUAGAUGUAUCUGGCAAACGCAAUAUUUGGGAAAAGCAACAAGUGGAGAAACCUGGAUCGCCAUCUAAGUUGCAGGUGAAAACUGGAGGGAAAAAGUCUGAUGCCAAUGCAGGGCUGAGAUUUGAAAACGAACCUUAGGAACAUUUUGGAAGCCAUUGGACCAACUCAGUUAUAAAGUGCUAAAUUGUCUUUUUUUUAUAUUUAUGUUUACUUACCAAAAAUGUGUUUUUCAUUAUACCAAUUAAAACAAAAAACAUGUAUAUCUGCACUCUAUUUAAUAUGCCCAAAAUCUAAACAUAUGAUCAUGAGAUUAGUAGUGCCAUUCAUAUGAACCCAUGGGGGGGAGAGGUGUUAGCUUUAAAUGGGGGCUUAAUACCUUAUUUUGAUCUACAUUUAGUAAGAAAGCAAUCAGUAAACCUCGAAAUACCUGUUAUUGUAUAGACCAGUUGACUUACAAAGGUGAGCAAUAAUGCAGUUAGGAUGAAUUAAAGAUAAGAGUAAAUACAGAUAUUGGUACUCACAUUGCUUGAAAUCCCUUCUCUAUCAACAACAUAUAUACUUAUGUUUAACUUUUAUAAUAACGUCCUGUUUAAAUGUUACUUCUAGGACUCCAUUCUGUCCCUCUACAUCUCUGUAGAGGGACCUAAAUGGCAACAUUCUUCCUUCUUCUGUCACUCAACAGCACAUUUUUAUGUGAAACGUCAUGGCUGUAUUCUGGUAGCCAGGAACAAGGAAGAGGAGGAAUAGAGAGGGCAUUCAGUACAGAGCAGAUUCUAGGUAUUAUUUGUGAACUAAAAGAGCAUCCCGAAUAGCCCUGUAUUAUCUAGAUUAUUGGUGUAGCUGUACUUCCUGUAUGUGGGUAUUAUACAUUCAUAUAGAAAUAAUUUUCACGUUCUUGUGGCAUUUUUAGACAUCCUCAUUUCCAGAAAUGUCAUCUUGUUCCUCUCAGAUAAACUGUAGGCAAUAAACAAGAUAUUUGACCAUUUGCAGUUAUCAGCAAUGGUAUUUCUGCAUUGACGUAAAUAUUUUGGAUCCAGACUGAAACUCUGCAAGAUAAGAGAUUAUCACCCACCCCCCCAAAAAAAGGUUUCAAAAGGACAGAUAAUUGGAAAAUUCAAACUGUGUACAUUUAUAUAAUUUUAAUGGUGUGUCUGAGCAGCAAUUUGUACACAAACAUUAUUAGAUAGUUUAGAAUCCUCCCUCCCCCCAUCUAAAAAAGAAAAUCCACAAAUUACUCUCCUUUCUACAGUGUCAAGUCUCCUUUCGUGAUGCCACAACCACCUCCUUGGGUUUCGUCAUUCUGAUGACAUGACUCGAAGAUGAUGGGCCAAUCCAAUGCUCCUCGUAAUUGGGAAAUGCAUUCGCGGCACUUGCCGCCAUGCACCUAAAAUUCCUCCUUGGAGAAUCAUUGUAUACACAGAUUCUCUAUGGCUGACUGUGACAGCACUGCACAUGCAGUUGAAACCUUGUUUCCAAGCCUUCUACUUAGUUUAAUAUUGUCUUUUGGGGGAUAAAAUAGGGGGUGGCAGGACUGCAGGCACUAUAACAACUUCAAUAAAAUUCAGUUGUUAAAGUGACUAUAGUGUUACAAGUUCGCAAUGAAUAGGGUUAAUUUAGUUCUAGUGUAAUAUAUCAAAGAGCUCAUCUUAUGGGUUUUCUGUCUCUCAAAUACUGAGUCAUGAUCAAUUUAGAUUCAGAAUAAAAACGAAAGUCCUAAAAACUGUACUGUUACAGUGUUUUUGAGAAGGGGGCAGUAUUCCGUGACAAUAAGAAUCAGCACCUUAGUUUAGAGUAGUAGCAAGUAAAUUUAGAAGAUAUACAAGAACAAGUAUCAAACAGAAUGAUAUUGCAUUGGUAACUGAACCAAUAUUUUGCAAAUAAAUUUUAAACCUCAACCUUUUUAAUAUAUUAUAGGCAAUGCCAAAUUUGAUUUGUAUUAGCCGUAAGUGGUACUUAUAUGGUUGUCCUUAUAGUGUUAACAAUUGCAGUUUAUACACACAAUACAGCUUUUACACAGGUAGCUUUUAAUUUUAUGGCACUAUUAAAUGGAAAACGCUUUUCUAUGUGCUAGAAUAUAUCUAGAGAUAUUUUUACAUACUAACCAACAUCACAGCUUUUUAAAUUCACUUUUUAUGUUAAAGAAUAUUGUCAUUGAUAGGAAAGAAUUAUGCCCAAUUUUAAUUAAAGUAAAAAAUCUAAAAGUUUAAAAGAAGAUUAUUAAAAAAAAAAAAAAAAGACAUAGGUACAGUAUUCAGACUCUCAAAAUUAGUUGAAAUUUGGACGGACAAUAUAGUUAAUUUAUGAACAGAAAUGUAUUAAUUUUCUAAAGUCUUUAAAUGCCAUUUAAUCAGAUUCUUGCAAUAGUCAGUUUUUUGUCUUUUUUUUUAUUUCUUUUUUCCUUUUUUUAUUUUAAGUUUUUCAUUAUAACUACGCUUGCAUCUUACCUUGUUCCAAAAAUUUUGACAGGCAGGUUUCAUUAUAUUUGUAAAUAAUAAACUAGUUCCGUGGCAAAAUAACACUUUGAAGUCCAUUCACUAAAGCUUGAGUUAUGGUGGUGAGUUGAAAAUUCUAGGCCAAUAUAGCAGAUUUGUAAUAUAAAUCCCCAACUGUGUAAACUAAGCAUGUUUCCCAAUUCUGCUAUUUUUGCCCUAUUUUUUCAAUUAUGCAUUUAUGUUUUCAAGCUAACGCAACUUUAUUUUUUGUGAAAAUAUCCAUUUGGCUUUAUUCACUAAGCAUUGACUUGACAACAAAAAAAAUACAAAAUGACACAUAGCAAAAAGCCACGUUUGAGAAUUGUGGCAGUUUGGGCUUAAAAAUAUGCAACUCCUUUUGUCUCAGUUUUGUGAAUAAACCAAUUUUUACACACUGUGCAGUGUGCAUUUAGUGAAUCUGUCUUGUCCCUCAUUAGAAUCAAAUACAAAUUUAAUUUCUGAUACCAUCAUCCACUGAAUUCAGACAAAUAUAAAAUAUAAUACUGUAAUAUCAAAGAUUAGAUCCACCACUUUGCUGCAAUAUAGUAAUCUUAUAAAAAAUAAAUAAAUCAAUGUGUUAUUUUACAAAUGUCAGAUGCACUCAGUUAUUGUGUUGUUAUAAACCUAGGCAUGCCAGCCUUGAAUUGUCUGCAAAGCUAUCAUUUCUGUGACCACAUUCAACAUUGCAACUGCGUAGAAUCAUUUGUUUAAACAAUGUAUUAUGAAACUGCAACCACAAUAAAUGGAUACAUUUA